Acaulospora colombiana is the source of this 1683-nucleotide messenger RNA. The record is from the annotation of a GenBank genome assembly. NCBI's taxonomy places the organism in Eukaryota, Fungi, Glomeromycota, Glomeromycetes, Diversisporales, Acaulosporaceae.
CCGGAGCUUGCGGCGUUGUUAGGAAUGGUACGAGGAGGCUCGGCGUAUCCUAUUCUCGUCACUGGAACUUUUAUCAAACGGGAUGGCUAUUUCGAGCUUGGCCGUGUUGUGCAUGGAUGUUGUGUUCGACUGAGUCGAGCUUUGUUGGCGGUGACGCGGAGUGGAUCGGUGAACGCGUUUAGCGCCAUUGAGCAGGCCGAGGCCAUCCCCAUUCCUGACAAAAACCGGGCAAUCAAAAAAGAGCGCUCGUGUUCGCAAAGUGUAUUCACCCCCUGCAUGCUCGUUAGACAACUCGCUGUUGCGUCCGUGUUGUUGUACGGAUCGACGAAUGCGUUGUGGGUGCGAGACGUGAAUGGGAAUUGGGUUCGACCCAGUUGGGAAAAACGCGCAAACCAGGGCGACGUGCUCAAACUGCCAUUAACCAACAAGGGCAACAAAUCCUACAGUACACCUGUAAAGAUGGGCACUCCGUUCCAAGAGGUGCAGAUGGCCGUGUCCCUCAGCCAAAACUAUAUCUGCGUAGCGAGUAGCCAACAACAAGGUGCUUCCGGAUUUUAUAAUCCAACGGCUUCUUCGAGUUACUCUGCCGGCUCGAGCAGCGUCGCAUUCACAAAUACUGCGGGUACAGCCGUACAGGCUAGCUUUGCCUCGGAAACGUGCGAUGUGGCCGAGUUUACUUACAAUGCCUCGGUGGCUAUUACUGCACCCGCUGUGACGGAUACGCUUUACCCUGAUGGAUGCCAUGGUAUCCUCGGGUACGGUGUCGAUCCGAAACCAGACGUACCCACCAAUAGCACCCUCUUGGAGGCUGUUUGUGGUAUUGAGCUCAAUAGGGACGAGCCCGGUUUACAAGGUGGGACAUUUACCAUGGGUGGAAAGGACGAGACUGCUUUCACUGGCGAGUUUACCGUUUUGAACGUCCCCGGUGCGGAUGCUGCCCCCAAUCGACCAUCCUGGACAGUCCCCCUUGACGACAUCAGCGCUCGAGUCAGUGAGACCUCGGACAACUCGACCAGUUUCCUCCAAGACCCGUACUUGGCUAUUCCAGGAACGGCGGCGAGCAAUUUGUACGCCCAAGUGGAAGGAGCGACCGAAGUCCCCGCGACGACCGCAUCCACUGGUCUUUCCACUGGCAACAGACGCUACACUGUCCCUUGCGGAUCAAAGGUGACCCUCACCCUCACGUUUGGUGGUAAAUCCUUCCCCAUGGACAUUCAAGAUUUCAUCUCGAAAGAAGGGGACGUGACUUUUGGAGCCAUCUUUGAUGAUCAAGGCGCCCCGACAUUCAACGUUGCGUUCGCAGAUAAGGCAACUCGCACAGCUACCACCGGAUCUGGAACUCCUACUGGCUCUGCUUCAGCCACCGCGACCGUCUCCAACGGUUCAACGGGUAACGCCUUCAUGAACGCCCCCACCACAUCGUUGGUCUCGCUCUUAUUGGGUGAGGAUCAGGCGACCCUGCGAGACGCUUCUUCAUUCAAAAGAGGAGAAUGUCCUAUGGCCAAGGCUGCUCUAGAUAGAUAUACACUAGGAAAUAUCGUGGGGUGGAUAAGGGUCUUUGUCAAUGUCGAUUUGGGGUGGAAUGGUGGGUGUAUGGUAGCAGCCCGAGUAGAAGCGAGGGUGAAAAGGUUAUAUUCGAUAACUAGUUGUAAAAUCACUGGUGGUGGGAGCAAAAUCGAUUAG